GCCUUUUCUCACUCUUCCCCACACCCCCACGGGCGAGAGACACACACCAGCGACAUGACUACACAAACGAAUGGCAGUGCUGGCCAUCCCAGGCCGUACAAGUGUCCAUACCCCCUUUGUGGGCGCGCUUUCAGUCGGCUGGAGCACCAGACCCGACAUAUACGGACGCACACGGGCGAGAAGCCUUUUGUGUGUACCUUCCCGCUCUGCGAGAAGCGUUUUUCGCGCUCGGACGAGCUGACACGACACUCGCGCAUACACAGCAACGACCCCGCGCCCGCGAAGAAGAAGGCCAGGAGUAGGGCCAACAGCGACGACGAGGCGGACUACGCUAGGACGACAGCGAGGGGCACGGAAAGUGGCCACGAACACCGCUAUGGAGACGGGUAUAGGACGUCUAGCACGGCCUUUACCACUCUCUCGAGUGUGGCUAUGGACGAGUUAUAUGCCCUCGAAAGGGAGGAGGCGCUGAGACGAGCAGAGUACGAGGCGAAACAUGCUGCAGCCCUCCGGAGAGCAGAAAGCGAGACGACACACCACCAUGACUACCAGCAACAGCAGCAACAACAACAACAUCGACUAUCCAAUGCACGAGAGCGGGAAAAGACAAGCAAGAACCACCGUAGACUGAGCGGGCCUGCGUGGCAGAUGACGCCAGCAUCCAGAGACCCUCCCGUGUUGACUGUGCCCCCAACCCCAGCCCAUUCGAGGUCCGCCUCCCAUAUCGCAUCUCAUCCAUCAUCGUCCAUCAGUAAUGAACGGGAUCGAGAUCGCCAAACAAGCGCUUCUCCCCAAAGCGAGGACUCGGAGCUGCCAUUGACCAUGCGCAGAGGGAAUUGGCAUCAUCCUACGCCAAGUACUUCGCCUUUCCUUGGUCCACUCAGAACUCUUACUCUCCAUUCCCGUGCCCCCAGCCCACCACCGCUCUCCUUAGAAACAACUCCUUCCGGGACCCCACACCCGCAGCAUCUUGCGCAUUCAGUCCGUCUGGCAUUUGGAAUGACCCCGAUUCAUAGCAAUGCGUCACCGACGAGUAACUACCCGCCUCCGCCGUCAUACCAACGCACGACAUCUUGGCCAUCAUUCCCGCCUGUCUCCGCCAUGUCCACGCCCACGUCCGCGUGCACAAGUACCGGCUGGAGUAGCGGGACUGGAAGCAAUGGAGCGAGUAGCGCAAGCUCAAGCAUGCCCAAUUCGAGAAGCGCCAGUCCCCCAAUACGGUUAGCUCCGCUGAAACGCGAUGAGCCCUCAAGUCCGCCCAAAAUCAAGAGUGAUGGGGGUGACCGGCUAGUGCACAGGGUCGAGUUGCCUGGGUUCAGCGAGUUCGAGGCUGCUUCAAGAGGGGAGGUGUAUUAG
Messenger RNA from Mycena indigotica, 1356 nucleotides. RefSeq lists its product as uncharacterized. Gene Ontology annotation, cellular component: cytoplasm; nucleus. The transcript has 2 exons. Gene Ontology annotation, molecular function: RNA polymerase II cis-regulatory region sequence-specific DNA binding. Bases 55 to 1356 code for a protein of 433 amino acids. Lineage: Eukaryota; Fungi; Basidiomycota; Agaricomycetes; Agaricales; Mycenaceae. The record is from RefSeq and is a predicted model, not a curated record.